AGUCGUUGAUUAGUAAUCGUCUAUAGAAAGAAAGUUUAUCACUAAUAUUAUUUUGUACAAUGAUUUCUUAUAAAUUUAAAGUAAGUAAUUAAAUUGUGUUGGUGUUUUGAAACAAACUGUUGAUACUAUUUCGAAGUGUUAACUAGAACAGACCGAGAGGUGAUAUCUUUUUCCUUUCAGGCGUAAUUUCGUACAAGGUAAGCCAUUUUUUAUGUGAAUAAAGUUCAAAACCUCUUUUAUUCUUUACGCACCGAUGUCUAUGCUUAUAAUUAACAGUAAAUUCAACUAUUUAUUCAACAAUUAGUUUCGUAAUAUACCUUACACGUAAAAAAUGUUACCGUAUUUCGCUAAAGGACAAGUAAUCAAAGGUUUCGGACGAGGUUCAAGAGAUUUAGGAUGUCCUACAGCGAAUUUAUCUCGUGAUGCGGUCGAGGCUCUACCAGAAGAUUUCAAAACCGGCGUAUAUUUCGGCUACGCAUCUGUAGAUUCGGGUAAAGUUUAUAAAAUGGUGAUGAGCCUUGGUUGGAAUCCGUUUUAUAACAACGAAACUAAAACAAUGGAAAUUCAUAUUUUACACGAGUUCGAAAGUGAUUUUUACGAUAAAGAAUUACGUGUCGCGGUUUUGGGUUAUAUGAGACAAGAAAAAAAAUUUGGUUCAGUAAAUGAAUUAAUUGACGCUAUAAAAGACGAUAUUUUACAAGCUAAAAAUGAAUUGAACGCAUCAGAAUUUGUGAUUUAUAGAAAUCAUUCGUUUUUUAUAAAAUGA
Diorhabda carinulata is the source of this 766-nucleotide messenger RNA. Its product is annotated as riboflavin kinase-like. The transcript has a single exon. Gene Ontology annotation, biological process: FMN biosynthetic process; riboflavin biosynthetic process. Gene Ontology annotation, cellular component: mitochondrion. Gene Ontology annotation, molecular function: riboflavin kinase activity. The record is from RefSeq and is a predicted model, not a curated record. Bases 332 to 766 code for a protein of 144 amino acids. Lineage: Eukaryota; Metazoa; Arthropoda; Insecta; Coleoptera; Chrysomelidae.